Messenger RNA from Rana temporaria (common frog), 1658 nucleotides. Its product is annotated as alpha-2,8-sialyltransferase 8F-like. The coding region runs from base 430 to 1509 and encodes 359 amino acids. Gene Ontology annotation, molecular function: alpha-N-acetylneuraminate alpha-2,8-sialyltransferase activity. The transcript has 9 exons. The record is from RefSeq and is a predicted model, not a curated record. NCBI's taxonomy places the organism in Eukaryota, Metazoa, Chordata, Amphibia, Anura, Ranidae. Gene Ontology annotation, biological process: oligosaccharide metabolic process; N-glycan processing.
AAAUUGCGUUCUUUGCUAAAUUGCUUCUCUGGCCGAGUCCUGUGUGUUCCUCGAUCAUUGUACAUCUUGUAAAGGAAGAGAUUAUAUAUUUUUUCUUAAAUAACGCACAACUAAGAAACACAUCAACUGCACAUCUUAGGAUGGAGAGUCGAGGCCAAAACACCUCCAGAAGUGUCUGACCCGAAUCUAAUACAGUGCAAUAUAAAUGAAGUACACGACGAUCUUUCACCUUCCUCCUGGCACUGCUCUACUUUGGAUCCCGAUCCCUUGGCACACCUCCUGACCGUCUAGUGAAUCAAGAUCGUUCCUUGUGCCAAGCAGGUCAAGCCUGCCCUCAGGUCUACAUGUGAGAUUCCAAUGCCCGUCAAUGUCCUCUCUGGGAAGGAAUAUUUCCUGCCAAGUUCUAUAGAGACGAUCUGGACUUAGGAUAUGAAGUUGAACAGUAUACUACGUAGAUGGCGCCUCUUCCUUCUCGCGGCGCUGGCUCUCCACGGCUUCUACAGCAGUCUGCAGAGGAGGAUGACCAUCGACUUUUGGAGGAGAGCGCGUUCUGUGAAGGCCUCGAGUUCUGACUGCGAGAAAGUGAGAAACAUCACUUUAACAGAGUCAUUAAAAUCACUUGAACCUGAUGACUUCAGAAGGCUUGUUAAUGAUCUGGGGCAUUGUCCAUGGCAUUACAACAAAUCUGAACACAAUAAACUAAGGUUGGAGUUACAAAAUUGCUGCAAUGCGCGAAGCAUGUUACUGACCACCAAGCAAAAUGCUCCCCUUGGAACUAUACUGAAUUAUGAGACGAACCCCAACAAAAAUAUUACAGUGACAGAGGAAAUCUACCGAAUGCUGCCAAAGGAGCCUCCAUUCCUCAAGAAACCCUUUGAAACCUGCGCUGUGGUCGGCAAUGGUGGCAUUUUACUGAAUAGUUUUUGUGGGGAGCAAAUUGACAGUAUGGAUUAUAUCUUCAGGCUGAAUCUACCACCUCUCACAAUGGCAGAACACAUUGGAGUGAAGUCCCAUUUCAUCACUUGCAACCCAAGCAUUCUAAGACAAAAGUACGAAAGGCUCUUUUCAAGGCGAAAGCCUUUCAUCGACGAUAUAAAAGGUUACGGUCCUGCAAUGAUCGUGUUGCCAGCUUUCGCCUACGUCAGCAGCACCGAGGUUUCCUUCCGGGUCUUUUACUCUGUGGAAGAAUUCCAGUUGAAGAACAAAGUUGUCUAUUACCAUCCGGAUUAUCUCAGCAACAUUUCCAGCUACUGGAAAGAGAUGGGUGUUGAGGCCAGGCGGCUAUCUUCAGGAGUCAUGAUAGUCACCGCCGCUCUUGAACUUUGCAAAAAAGUGACCCUCUAUGGAUUUUGGCCAUUUUCUAGAGACCCAGAAGGGAAUGUUAUCCUUCACCACUAUUAUGAUAACAACAUCCCCAAACCCGGCUUCCACGCCAUGCCUCAUGAGUUCUUUAUCUACACAAAGAUGCAUUCAAAGGGAGCACUCUAUCUGCAAGUUGGGAAGUGUUGAAUGUUUGACUUUUGAAGCUCAAAGGUUCAUAGAAAUAUUUCGAACUGCAGCUGUUGUCAUGAGCCAUGGAAGAACUGUUUACAUUAUUUAGCCAACUGUUUCAUUGUUUUUCACUAUUUUAACCCAAAAAAUUUACAGUUGGAACCAUU